This is a messenger RNA of Neltuma alba, 1685 nucleotides long. RefSeq lists its product as uncharacterized. Bases 81 to 1439 code for a protein of 452 amino acids. Lineage: Eukaryota; Viridiplantae; Streptophyta; Magnoliopsida; Fabales; Fabaceae. The transcript is spliced from 7 exons. The record is from RefSeq and is a predicted model, not a curated record.
AAUGACGAAACUGAAAUUGGCGAUAAACAAGAAGCAGCAAUUUGGGUUAGAGUCACAGAAGCAAGCAAAUUUACAUCUACAUGUCCUCCUCUCCCUCUCCUUCUUCCCAACAUGUCUUUCCUUCCUCUAUUCCUCUCUGUAGUCUUCAAUCCCCCGUUGUCUCUCGUUGGUUCCGUCCUCGCCCUCGUUCUCGCAGACGGCUCAAGAACCUCACCAACCUACCCACUCUCAUCUCCACCAAAACCUCUUCCGAUCCUAAGCUUCAAACUGUCAUCGACAUUAAUUACCUGACUGCCCAAGCUUCCUCCUCUUUCCGUACUCUUUUCCCUUCUCUGGAGUCCUAUCUCAGCGAUUUCGUUUCUUCCGGUGUAGAGGCUUAUAGGGAUUUACAAACCUUAAUCACCAUUGAUGAAAACCGUAGAGUUGUGCUUUCUUGUCGCCCUUCAACGCUGCAUUUUAUUGGCACUGCAGCGGUUUUGAGCUUCGUCUCGAUUUCUAUCUUGAGGGCUUUGAUCAAGUUGGUUUCUCGGUUUCGGCUUUGGGGUCGAAAUGCGUCUGCGGACGCUCCCUUGGUGCGGAGGGACCGGAGUCUUGGGGGGAAAGAGGUCAUUGUUGGCUGGAACAAUAACACCAACCCUCACUCGAGGGUCUCAGCGAAUCCAUUAUCACCGUCUCAGAUGUCUGUGCCGGGCAUUCCGAAGAGAGCCGCUGAGAGUAGAGUACGGGUUGAAGUGAAGUUGCCCCAGUGGUGGCCGACUCGAGUAACGCGUGCCGUUUCGACAGAAUACGAGCAGGAAUAUAGAAGGGAUGCUUACAGAGUAGUUCGAGCAAUCAAGGAUAGUAGAAUGGGCGGAAAGGACAUCAAGGAGGACGAGAUACUUCAAGUCAGUUUUUUGUUACGUCAAAUUUGCAGAACUUCCGGAGUGCAAGUAUCUGUUGACCCGCCAAACCUACGGGAUUCCUUGUAUCGAGCGUCUGUUGAAUUUGUUUUGAAUAUUUGUGGCAGGGCACCAAGGUACUCUACUUCAAUUGAGAUUAAUGGUGAGGAUUCUCGAGAAUUUCUUGCUGGGUUUGCUGAAAACAUUGGGCUUGAAAAUAUUCGUGCUGCAACAAUUGUGUCUGCCGCUGUUGCUGCACGUACACGCUCUUGUCUUCUUCAGGCCUGGGCUCUGGAAAUGCAAGGUAAACAUGAAGAAACUAAGUUGGAACUGUCAAAAAUAUGCCGCCUUCUGCGUAUAUUUCCUCCUGAGGAUUCCUCACCAGAAAUGGAGAUGGUGGCUCGGGGCUUGGAGAAGCACUUGAAACUAGAACAAAGGAAACACCUCAUGGAUAUUUUUGCAGGAGUUUGUGGUGAGGCAAGUCACCAAAUUGCAAGAGAAGCUCUUGGUUUGAUACAUCUGCCAAAUUGCAGCGAUCAAUUUGAAGACAGAAUUCUUUGAGUUUAAGUAAAUCCCCAUUUUUCAACUUGUAUUCUUUUAAAAAUUUGUAGUUCAUUUGAUCGCUUAGGUAGGUUAUUUGUUAUUUAUAUUAUUUGAUAGUAGUAUCAAUAAAGCCCGAGGGGUUCCCCUGGGAAGAAACGGCUAUUAGAGAGGCAAAUAUUUAAUUAAGGAUGUUUUUAGAAAGAUUAGACAUUUUAAAGAUAUAAACUAAUCUUCACGACAAAAUAUAGAAGUUUUGUUUAAUCA